Messenger RNA from Gymnodraco acuticeps, 3738 nucleotides. RefSeq names its product prickle homolog 1b (gene prickle1b). The coding region runs from base 1 to 2835 and encodes 944 amino acids. The transcript has 8 exons. The record is from RefSeq and is a predicted model, not a curated record. Gene Ontology annotation, molecular function: zinc ion binding. NCBI's taxonomy places the organism in Eukaryota, Metazoa, Chordata, Actinopteri, Perciformes, Bathydraconidae.
AUGCUUUUCCUGGAGCGCCCGUGUGUGAUGAACCUGGAGCGCAGCGAAAGAGGCGAGCGCCCUCCUCCUCGAGGCCCGGACAUGGAGCCUCGUGCUGGGGGAAAGAUGGUGAAGAUAUCCGUGGGCUUCCAGAGGAGCUCCACCUCCGACGAUGACUCUGGAUGUGCGCUGGAGGAAUAUGCGUGGGUGCCACCUGGACUCAGGCCUGAGCAGGUCCAGAUGUACUUCUCCUGUCUGCCGGAGGAAAAGGUGCCGUACGUCAACAGUCCCGGAGAGAAGCAUCGGAUCAGACAGCUCCUCUACCAGCUGCCGCCUCAUGACAACGAGGUGCGUUACUGCCACUCCCUGACGGAGGAAGAGAAGAGGGAGCUCCACAUGUUCAGUGCCCAGCGGAAGAGGGAGGCACUGGGGAGAGGAACACCCAAGAUCCUGCCCCGAGCUCUGCACCACACCCGCUGUGAAAGUUGUGACGGAGGCAUCAAUGGAGGAGAGAUGGCUAUUUUUGCCUCCAGAGCGGGGCCGGGCCCCUGCUGGCACCCAGCGUGCUUUGUUUGCGCCACAUGUCAAGAACUGUUGGUGGAUCUGAUAUAUUUCCACCAAAAUGGCAAGACUCUCUGCGGACGACAUCACGCUGAGCUUCUCAAACCACGGUGCUCUUCUUGUGACGAGAUCAUCUUUUCCGAUGAGUGCACUGAAGCAGAGGGUCGUCAUUGGCACAUGAAGCACUUUGCCUGUUUUGAGUGCGAGACAAUGCUAGGUGGACAACGCUACAUCAUGAAAGAUGGCCGGCCCUACUGUACUUGCUGCUUUGAGUCUCUGUAUGCAGAGUACUGCGAGGCCUGUGGUGAAAACAUUGGUGUUGACCAUGCCCAGAUGACCUAUGAAGGUGUACACUGGCAUGCCGCAGACCAGUGCUUCUGUUGUGCCCAGUGCAAGACGUCCUUGCUAGGCUGUCCCUUCCUUCCAAAGCAGGGUCGCAUCUAUUGCUCAAAGGCCUGCAGCCAGGGGGAAGAUAUUCUUGCCUCCGACUCGUCUGAUUCUGCCUUCCAGUCUGCACGCUCACGUGAAUCACGGCGCAGUGUGCGCAUGGGGAAGAGCAGCAAGCCUGCCGAACAGUGGAGACAGUCACAGCUGAUCAACCCUCCAGCCUCCGUCCCCGCGUUUGAGGAUAAGUUUGGAGAUGGAGAGGCUGAUUGCGACAUUGGUAUCGUAGGGCGUAAGCUGGCCCGUCUAGGUCUGGAGGAGGAGAGGUUCUGGAGGGAGCGGGAGGAGCAGGAUGCUGGUGGGGACGAGGAUCCAGAGGAGUGGGCCCAGCAUGAGGACUAUAUGACUCAGCUCCUUCUCAAGUUUGGAGACCGCGGGAUGUUACAUCAACUUCAGCAGCCGACCCUAAAAUCUCCCAGUCCUAGCAGUGAUAGACCCAGAGUAAUGAGUGUCUCAGACCCCUGGCUAAAACCUGAUACAACAUCUUUGGGGGUCACCGCCUCCUCUCCCACCCCUGCCAGUCCAACCCAGAGCCAGACUUCCAAUCAAUCCCAGACCAACAGCUUCAGCCCCGGACUGAUGAGCAAGAAGCAUCUGCCUGAAAUGUACUGGGCCCAGUCCCAGGACGGGUUGGGGGACUCAGCCUAUGGAAGUCAUCCAGGCCCUGCCAGUGCCAGAAAGAUUCAAGAGUUGGAGUUGGACCAGGAUCAGGAACAAUCUGGGACAGGAAGACGGGCCUUCUGGCAAGACAACAGGGAGUGGUACGAUGACUCCCUUGAGUGUAUCGCUGAUGAGCUGAGGAAAGUUGAGCAAGGCGCAGGAGACUCCAUGGACUCCUUGGCACUUUCAAAUAUCACUGGUGCAUCAGUGGAUGGAGAUGGAAGGGAUAGAUCCAUGGUCUACAGCCUUGCCAUUCAGAAUCCAUCAAUUGUAGAUGACUGCGAGAAGAUGAGCAACAUGGGGACCUUUAAUUCAUCUCAUCUUCACCACAGUGCCAACUCUCUCAACCUUCACAUGGAAAAGGGAGAUGAUGAGGACGUAGCAUUGGCAAUGAGGGGAGGAGCACCAGGAGGACAUCUCGCAAUGUCCCCACAUUCGGAAGGCCUCCCUUCCUCCUUCAUCCAUGCACCAGCUCUUCGGAGAAGCAAGUCCCAGUCUCGGCCUCCACAGAUGGUCAAGUUUUCAGAAGACACAGUGGACAACGGAUAUAAUGAUGGGUUCGAUGUCAAUAUUAGAAGGCAUCCAAUGAGUGAGAAGCCACAGCGGAGGGCAUACUGCUCGGAGGAGAUGGGCCAAGAAAGAAGCCGCCCAUCCAGCCAGCAUGGGCGCAGCAGGCAGCAUCACCAACACCACCGGGAGGGCCGGCACCACAAGAGCCGCAAAGCCCGCUCAGACAACAACCUUCACUUGGUGCCUUUGGAGAAAGCACAGAGGCCAUAUGAGCCUCACCAGCAAGCACAGAGGCCUUUUGAGCCCCAGCAGCAGGGUCUAGUGAACCCCCCUUGUGGAGGCAUGGUCCCACAGCAUCCUGCACACAGGCUGCCUUUGGCCUACUCCCAAACCCGGUCUGACUAUAUGCUUCAGGGUUCAGCUCAAGGAGACCCACGACUAGAGCAAUUUAUGAAUCUAUACAGAGAUGAGGAUGACUGUUGUUCUACUUGCUCUUCCUCAUCAUCGGACUCUGAGGAAGAGGGCUAUUUCCUGGGCCAGCCAAUCCCUCAGCCACGAGCGGCAGGGCGGUACUACGCUGAGGACUACCCUACAAGGGUUACAGCCCUCACUUCCCUGAGUCAUGGCUCACAGACUGGUCGCAGGAAGAGCCACCGCUCCAAAAACUGUAUCAUCUCCUAACAGCUCAUUAUAACCUGCACUAUGCUCAGCAAUAAAGUCAGAUGUUCUGAUCAUAUGAUGGUUUUGCGGAUCAAACCUAUUUGUAGAUAUGGCCUAUUACAGAAGGUGCUUGGCCAUAUGUCAAGAUGCAUAUCAUAUUUAGGCCCAAUUGUACUGAAAGAAGAAAUUAAUUCAAACAACUUAGACGGAUCUUUGUAACAUAUAUUCAGAAUAGAAACAUGUGUUGGUGUAUGUUCAAAUUGGUCUUCAUUUAGCAUUGACAUAAAGGAUAGACUGGUACAUUUAGAAGCCUUUUUUGAUCAGUAUUAGGCAGAGUGGCAACAUAAAACCUUUUGUUCUUUUCAUCAUUUGCCAUUAAGUUGUUUUUAUUUUAUUUUGUACUAUUCUUGUGUUAUGUUAUACAUUUUGCAGCAAUAUCUUUGUGAGCAUUAAAAUGGAAACGCAUUGUACAAAGAGUUUGAUAACUUAGAAAAUAGAAUCAAACCAAAUAAUUAUUUAAUGCAUUAUAGUACAAAAUGAUAAUGUAUAUACUAAGUUAAGAUUUUAAUACUGGUAUUUUUAUAUCUGUGGUUUAAAGAAUUGUUUUCUUGGAAGUGUAUGCUUUAGAAAAGCGCAGGUGUAAAGGCAAACGAACAGACCUCGUUAUAAUAUUUGAUGCGAAACAAAGAAGGUGCCACUUAAUAAAUUGUUCUUCACAGUAAAGUGCCAUGUUACUCUGAUGUCUAUUACGUAUAUUCCACAAUGCUUACUCUUGCCGUACCAAAUAUGAAACAAAUGGCAGUAACACUUGUAUUUUCCAUAUUCAGCUGAACUGUUCACUCCCCUUGCUCUGACAUAACCAGAUAAAUGCUUUGUGAUGUAAAAACGCUUGUAAUAAAUAUUUUUCUCCUCUCAAAGAUUCAA